AUGGAGGAGCCGUACGAUGAGAAAGCUCAUCGAGGAGGACGUGGUGUUGAAUUUUGCUGCCUCUCUUACCCGCUGGUCAAAGCGGGAGCCUACCUGAUCCCGCUCGAGUUCGCCUUUGUCUCUGGCUGCAUCAUCGUUCUCAGCACGACCACUCCGACCAUUGUCGCAGCUGUCGACACUCUGCCUCGCAUCUACCCAUUGGUGCUACUCAUCCUGGCCAUCAUCGCACUAGCCUGGCAGAUCAUCGGCCUCAUCACGAUUCGAAUCGAAAUGAGCUCGAUCUAUCGACUCUACAUCCGCAUCAACCUGCUCCUCGUCCUCAUCCUCACCGCGGUAGCGUCCAUCGGAACAGUGGUGAUCGCAACCAAGCACAAACAAUCCACCGAGGUCUGCACGAGGAUCUACGGCAAUCCUCCGCUCAACUCGUCGACGGGCGUAUCGAUCGAUGCGCUGGAUACAUUCGCACCGGGAAGGCAGAUCUGCAACUACUUCAUGUGGGCGCAGGUGGGUGCGACGGGCGGCCUGAUUGCGAUGCUGUUCCUUACGCAGGUGUACUUCUGCUACUGUCAGCGGGCGUACGGUCAGAAGCAGAGGACGGCUAUUUCUCAUCUGGAAAGCUACUACAAGGCAACGUGA
Messenger RNA from Pseudozyma hubeiensis SY62, 636 nucleotides. RefSeq lists its product as hypothetical. The transcript has a single exon. The coding region runs from base 1 to 636 and encodes 211 amino acids. NCBI's taxonomy places the organism in Eukaryota, Fungi, Basidiomycota, Ustilaginomycetes, Ustilaginales, Ustilaginaceae. The record is from RefSeq and is a predicted model, not a curated record.